GAAAGUCAGCCUCGGGCAAGGAGGGAAGCAAGUAUACAUGACCCGGUUUUGGAGAUACCUUCUACGAUCUAUAAACUCGCAAUAAAAUAAAUGAUUUAUCUACAUUCUAAGUGCAUCUGGUUAUCCCUGGGGCACAGCGUUUGUCCGAGCAGCGCGCGCCUGAAGAAGGCCUGCGGUCGACGCCCGCUUCACGCAUCUUUCCGCGGGAUGCGACGAGAGGCAGUGCGCGUGCAAUGAGGCCGCGACACCGAGACUUGGCGCGCGCUCGUCGUCCUCUACCACUUGUCUACUCCAUGUACUGUUGGAAAUAUGGAAGAGAUGUGAUUUCCACCACCACUGCCACGUCUUCCAAGUCCCUCCCUCCUAUUCGCCACCUUCGCACCUUCAAAGAUGCGGGUGCAUUCAUAAGCCAGCGACGGUGACCACCCUGCUUAGUUCGGAUCUGUUUCCAGUCAAACAGCGAUGAGAGAAAGAAGUCAGACAUCUACUAAAUAACCCGCGGGAUCAUCAAACAAUUUUCUUCUUUUACGUCUCGUUCCUGCCUUCCAAACACAAACACAAAAACCAACUUGAAAGGUGAUCUCGGCCUCGUAAUGAACUUGUGAGUAGUUCAUCAACCUGUCCUCCUCUCCAAGCACCUCCAUCAAACACAGCUUACAAGGAGAUCUGCGCUUUGAAACCAACUUCCAAGCAUGUUGUUCCUCUAUUCCAAGAAACAUUUCCAAAAAGUAACUGCUCGUAAAAGACGACCGAGGCCUUCAAAAUAAACGAGGGGUACGCUCCACGACUUGGUAUAAAAGUGAGGAUUAAGUAGCCACAGAUGUGGCUGCACAUGUCAAACAAGUUUGAGUAUCGCUGAUAUUAAUAAAAUAUUUUAUUAGCCAACAGCGGAGACUGAAACUUUUGGAAAGAAGAUACAGACGACAAAAGAAGAUGUCAAUGCUCACUUGGACUUGAAACUUCCCUCCUGAGCAGACUGAGUGAUCAAUUCGCAAAGUCCACAUACCUGUGUGCUUCUGGUGCUUGUCGACGGUUCCACCCAGUUAAACCCACCCGAGGCUGGCAGCACUGAAAAGACAUUCUUCGCUCCAACUUUCUUCCAGACUUUCUGCAGCAGACCCCUCCCACAUCCUCUCCUCCCUCGUGUGAAGGCAUCCCAUGGACAGGGACACCGGCGGUUAUUUCCAGUCCAGGCGCCAUCGAGAAAUAAAUCUUGUGUUCGCCUCCAAGGAUCUCACCAAAUCCAGAAAACACUGUGACCACAUCCUGUUUUCUAACUGCUCCACAGUGUCUGCUGACCACAGCAUAAAAUGAUUGUGGUUGACAACGGUCACUGAAGAGAGAGAUUUGGGCCAGAUAAGUUGAAAAGGUCUGCACCCACCCCACUGUCGUCGACGCCGUCGCCACAGCCGCCAUGAACAGCACCAACGACACAGUCGCGGGCCCCACAUCUAUCUUCGACCGGUACCCGUCAACGACCGAGCUGGUGGAAAAAUUCGUGCCCACAGCGCCGCUGGUAGAGCGCUGGAUCCUGCCCUUGUGGUACAUCAUCGGUCUGACAGGGAACCCCGUGUCGGCCAUCGUGUGGUUUGGCCGACGCAUGCGGCGCAACAACUCCUCCGCCAUCUACCUGGGCAGCCUGGCCGUGUCCGAUGUCAUCUUCCUGCUGUUGCACCUCCUGUACUCGCUGAACACCGUGUGGGGCUACCAGGUGUACGCUGUGCAGGACGGUUGUGCCUUCAUGUUUUUCUUCUACGUACCCCAGUACCUGUCUGUGGUGCUGGUGCUCGGCUUCACGGUGGAGCGCUACACCGCGGUGUGCCACCCGUUCUUGAAGGAGAAGUGGUGUACGGUGCGCCGCGCCUGUUUCAUCGUCGUGGUCUUCGUCGUCCUGUCCGUCGCCCUCUCUGCAGCGCAAAUCUACAUCUGGACCUACAACGAAGAGCAGAAGUCUUGCAAUCACAGGCCGGUGGCCACGGAGGGCGAUGAGAGCAGCUUUUUCAACAUCUGGACCUGGUCCGUGGACAUGGUGGUCUUCGCGGCCCUGCCGCUCAUCGUCCUGGUCUUCAACGCGCUCGUCCUGCGCGAGAUAAUCAAGUUGUCCAAUAACGGAGUCAUCACCCGUCAGCGCCGCACCGGCGGCUCCAACAACACGGCCUCCACAUUGACUCUGCUUUCUGUCAGCUUCUACCUGAUCAUCACGCAGCUGGCCGCCACCAUCGUCAACAACAUGCAGUCCCUCUUCCCGGUGGGCAACUUCACCAUGACGGACGAAGAGGUCUGGGAGGAUCCCACGUGGUCCAGACUCUUCGCUUACAUGGAGGCGCGCAAGAUCGUGGACGUGCUCUGCAUGUCGCACUUUGCUUGCUACUUCUUCGUGUACUACCUGACGGGCAAGCACUUCCGGCGGGAACUGACUUACCUGAUCACGUGUCAUGGAAAGUUCCAGUUCUUUGGGGCGUUCGCCACCAAGACUCACAAAGGUGACAGGUAUUCUAUGGUGUCCAGCAACGGACACACAAUGGCCACCGAGACGUGCACGACGGCCUACACCACCUCCAUGUGACUAUAUGGUUGCUGUGGUCGAGGGGCCCAACUCACAGCGGCCAAAGUGCCGAUGGAACCGGAAGUCCGGGCGAGGACUGAGUGACACUGUUUCGAAGGACUGUCCACUAAUACAAAGCGAAUUUUAAAUUGCUCUGUUUGUUGAGAAUCAAUAGUGUCCGGGUCCGGGAAACUUCAAUCCUGUGAAACAUCAGAAAUUAUGCGACUAUACCUGCAGGUGUGGCUGCAUCCGUUCACGAUGUGGAAAUUGAAAACAACAACAAACUUAUAUCGUUUGAUGAAAAUAGUUGUCAUAGUUCUGUUUACCUUGACAGAAUUUUUAAUAUGAAAUACGUUGCAUCUAGUCGGUAGCUAUGUAUCACAAGCUUCAGUUCGUUGUAGAGGAUGUAAAAAAAAGACAUUACAAAGAGCCUGAGUGUCUCUGCUGUUUGUAUUCAACACUUGACUGACAUUUGUAAACAGUGAUGUCGUUGUUGGGUGUCACCACAAAGACACUUCCGACCAUACAUUUGUACCGCACGAGCUUGGGAGGAAUAAAACACACAGACACAUAUAUACACACACACGCACGCAUUCGCGCACAAAGAAAACUUUUCAUUCGUGUCGAUUAUUGUGACCUGAUACAGGAAUGUGUAUAUACCAUAUAAUAAAGCGUAACCACUAUCAGCGCUUUCAAUCAAUGAGUUAUUUUUUUUUAAUUCACACGCUUUAAUUUUCUCUGCAAAAGCUGGUGUCGCCACCAUCGCAGAGAAAUCCAUGUAAUAAAGCUAUUACAAAAAUAACUGCUUUUAUCGAAUGACUUCGUUUAUGGAUGGAACAUUCGCAAAGACAAAAAUAGGCUUUCAUUGCCCUCCUUCCUUCACCCCAAUCCCCGUGGUAGUGACCUUUCGAUGAAUGAUUGAAGAGAAUACCGCCAUUGGACGGUGACGUCACCAACAGUCAACGAGCUGUUGAUGACAGGGAGGUAAUCCAUUGAUGCGCCUCUCGACAAACGCUCGCUGAAAAAACAUUGUCAUCGAUAUUACCGGGACUAAUGACUGGAACGGACUAAUCGUCUGUUGUCCUUGCUGCUCAAGUAACUAUUUUUGUGCAUCGGAAGCAUGCUUGAGUUUUCUGCCCUGGUUGUUUUCUUUUGCGCCCGGUGAUUCUGAGUGAGAAACAUCCCUGCUUCAGGGUGGGGAUGAAGGAUUGAAGCAUCUUUGAUCAAUGGACUCUCGGGUUGGGGCAGAAGGUGUGGAGCUCUUCGCAUUCAAAAAAGAAAAGUUGCAGACGACCAGGCACCGACUCUUGUUUCCAGAAAAUGAUUCUCUUGCGAGUGAUUCUUCAUUUAAAGUGUUCUCGGUGAUGCUGUCGACAUGAAUUAUUUUUGAAAGUUCACAUUGGGUCAUACUUCUCUCAUCUUCAUCUUUUUUUGGAAAGCAAGUUCGACAAGACUGACCUAAUUUACAUUUAUUCUGUUAGCACAGCACAAAAUGGUUCCAUGGGCUAACAAAAUAGUUGUUUGUAAACACGAUUGCUGUCUUUGUUAGCUCGAAAGUUUUGACAUCGUACAAGGGUGCAGGCACUCUAACAGGUUAAAUAUCUUGACACCCGGGUAUUUCUCUGGGUUGUAAGAUAACUCUCGAGAAGAUUUGAUGGCUGUUCUUAGACAAAAAUGUUUCGAUGACUUGAUGUAAAAGAAGAAUGCUCAGGUGUAGCAUAUCAAAAUGUGCUUCAGGACUCGGGGUAUGUAACGACCUUUACAUGGAAGUGAGAAGAGAACUCAUCAGUUCUGUAAAGUGCAGAGUGCUUGCUCUUAGAAAUUAAAUUUAGCAGCCUCUCUUUCUCUCACAUUCAUUCAUCCACACACUCUCUCUUCUCUUUAUGUUUUUUUUUUUUUUUUGGCCCUUCCUUACUUUAUGUCUCAGUUAUUAUCUCUUUCUCUUUGUCUCUCUCUCUCUCUUUAAACACACAUUUGUUCUUUUUUCAGCCGAGUGACUUUAACAAUCACCGUAUUAACCACCAAAAUGUAUUGCAAAAAACUGUCAUUCUAUCACCUUUUGAACCCUGGUAUUUGCUGUCAUUUUAUGUUUCUGCAGACUUUUUAUCUUCAGUUUCUGUGGAAUGUAAUCAUCAAUCAAGCAACUUCUAUAUUUAUUUUUACUGACUUUGGAGCUCUUUGGACUCUAUCAGUAAACAUUACAUUUAACUGUUUAUCAAGGUGGACAAUAAAACAUGUAUUCGUUUUAAUGAUGAUGAUGACGACGAAGUUGAGAAUAAAUAUGUUGUUAUGAUAAUUACUUAGCUGACCGUCAUUGGUGUCGUCUGUGAUGCUUCUUUGACUGAUAAGUUUGUGCUGCCAUGGCAACCCACAUCUCGUUUCAGUUCUUGUCGGAAACCAAUUUCUGAGCAAUAUUUUCUCUAGAUCUUGCACAUCUGUGAUUUGGAUAGUUUGUGUCGGUUGUCUAAUAUUCGUGUUUUCAUGACUUCGUCAAUGCUUUCGUUUCGUGAAAUAAAGUCUGAAUGGUUUAUCAAUAUGCGUGUGUUCAUGGUGUAAACAUUUCUCUUUUCUUGUAACAGCAUAAAAGGCGAAUCGUUGUAAUGCAAUAUUUCACUCAAAACAUCGAAGUUCUUGUCGAACUUGGCGGUUUUGCAGGAUAAUGUAAGAGGGAUCGGUAACAACUAAUCGAAAAACCACUGAAAAAUUGAUUAGGAUAGUAACUAAGACUGAUCAUCUUUAUCGGUUUUAUUAUCAUAUUGUUGUGUAUUGCACUACGCUAUAACAAUCGUAUUUAUUUUCUUUGAUUUUUUUUACAAGAAAACUCUCACAGUUUGAAUGAAAUGUAAUAAAAGCAGUUCAACUGUGUCUUGGAAGGCUCAUUUUUGAUGAUGUCCAAAAUACAAAAUAAUAUCAUUUUGGGAGCACUGAAAGACUAAAAUUAAUUAUUUCAUGACAUGUUAUAGUGUUUUGGCUUACUUUCAUUUUAAUUAACAAAUGUUAUUUUGUCGAGAAAUCCAAAGAAGUAUUUUAAAUUCCAUAUUUCUGUGUUAUAAUAUUUGAAUAAAUCAGAGAACUUGUACAUUAUCUUUUGACUUUUUGUGGAAAAAAUUACUUGAAUCAAGUAUUGUGAAGAACACUGGGGAAACAGAUGUGUGCCUGACUUCUGUGUGGAUUUUUCUCUGUUUCCUAUUAAAUGUGAAGACGUUUUGUUGAGUGAAGACAUUAAUAAACAUUUUCAUGACAGAAAUAUCAAUGGUAGUGCAAAGUGUUAAAAGAGACUAAUGAAAUAGUUGAAAUCUUUUGAAUAGCCAAAACUACAUUGUUUGUGUCAGACCAAGGUAGUAGUAAAGACAAGAUCAGCUUGACCACAGAAUCCUUGUCACUAGAAGUGUUUUCUUGUCUUUGUUCUUCGCCGUGCAGGUUAUGACUGGGUUAUGUUUCCGUACAGUGCUGCCAGCCAUUCCUUUCAUUUGUUGUUGUUUACAUGCUGCGUACGGGGCACAGCAGCACGAGUAGAUGAAUUGUUUUUUAGUUUGUUUGUUUGUUUGUUUAAAUCGCUACUCACGUCGUGCUCAGCGAAAAUGAAAACAUAAAUAAAUAACAACAAAAAAAA
This is a messenger RNA of Pomacea canaliculata, 6158 nucleotides long. Its product is annotated as neurotensin receptor type 1-like. NCBI's taxonomy places the organism in Eukaryota, Metazoa, Mollusca, Gastropoda, Architaenioglossa, Ampullariidae. The record is from RefSeq and is a predicted model, not a curated record. Gene Ontology annotation, biological process: G protein-coupled receptor signaling pathway. Gene Ontology annotation, cellular component: plasma membrane. Gene Ontology annotation, molecular function: G protein-coupled receptor activity.